Molecule: messenger RNA, 414 nt
Organism: Teleopsis dalmanni
Lineage: Eukaryota; Metazoa; Arthropoda; Insecta; Diptera; Diopsidae
Exons: 1
Coding region: 1-414 (137 amino acids)
Source: RefSeq, a predicted model, not a curated record
AUGGUUGGUCCCCGCUUACAGAGAGACAUUUUUGAAAUAAUUGCUAAAUGGAGAAAAUGGCAAUUUGUUCUAGCUGCAGACGUGGAAAAAAUGUAUAGGCAGACAAAAAUUUCUAAAGAAGACCAGGAGUACCAACAUGUUCUUUGGAGGGAACAACCAUCGCAUCCAAUUAAAGAACGUAAAUUGACAACUGUAACUUAUGGUAUAGCAUCAGCACAAUUUUUAGUGGUAAGAGCAUUGCAAGAAAUGGCACGUGAUUCAAAGCCGAAUUACAGGAUACAGGAAUUAAUUAAAAAUGAUUUCUGCAUAGACGAUUUACUGACAGGAGGCGAUUCAAUUGAGAGAAUUUACAAGAUCACCUACAAAAAUAUGGGUUUCACCUUAAAAAAUGGCUUACCAACAAUAAAAAGGUAG